Parnassius mnemosyne (clouded apollo) is the source of this 1506-nucleotide messenger RNA. Lineage: Eukaryota; Metazoa; Arthropoda; Insecta; Lepidoptera; Papilionidae. The record is from the annotation of a GenBank genome assembly.
AUGGACCAAAGUGGUAUCACUCCAAAUACUUCAAAUCAGCAGUUAAUUAAUAACAGUGACAAUGAUUCUGCGACAGCACUGCUUCAAGGAAAGCAAACCAGAAGAAGAGAAAAUCUUGCCGAAGUCACUUUCGUAGAAUAUAUGACCGUGGGAAUAUUGUGUUUUGUAAAUCUAAUCAAUUACAUGGACAGAUUUACAAUAGCUGGUGUGCUAGGCGAUGUCACGAACGAAUUCAAAAUCGGCGAUGAUAGCGCUGGAUUCCUGCAGACUGUAUUCGUGGUGGCCUACAUGGUGUUUGCGCCGAUGUUCGGAUACCUCGGCGAUCGGUAUUCAAGGCGGAUGAUAAUGGCGUUUGGAGUCGCACUGUGGAGUAUUACAACCUUCGCUGGUUCUUUUAUAUCGAACUUCGCACUGUUCGCGUUCUUUCGAGGGCUGGUGGGUAUCGGCGAAGCUUCGUAUUCAACCAUCGCCCCAACCAUUAUUAGCGACCUCUUCGUCGGGAACGUGCGCUCUAAGAUGCUGGCUUUCUUUUAUUUUGCUAUUCCCGUUGGAAGCGGUUUCGGGUACAUAGUUGGGUCAGUGGCGGGCGCCGCCGCUGGCAAUUGGCGAUGGGGGCUCCGCGUGACCCCUUUCCUGGGCGCGGUGGCUGUAGUACUCAUAGCAUGGGUGAUGCAGGAUCCUGAACGUGGUCAGGCUGAGGAAAGCAACAUAAAACCUACAUCCUAUACAGAAGACCUUCGGGCACUCGUCAGAAAUCCAUCGUUCAUGCUGUCAACACUGGCCUUCACUUGCGUCGCGUUCGUAACGGGCGCGCUCGCAUGGUGGGGCCCGCAGUUCAUCUACUUAGGACUCACUCUGCAACCGGAUGUCAACAUAACGAAAGAAAGCGUGUCGUACAAGUUCGGGCUGGUGGGCAUGGCGGCGGGCGCGCUGGGCGUGCCGGGCGGCGCGGCGCUGGCGGCGCGGCUGCGCGCGCGCGCGGCGCACGCCGACGCGCUCGUGUGCGGCGCCGCGCUGCUCGCCUCCGCGCCGCUCGUCUACCUCGCGCUGCUCGCCGUCUGCGCGCACCACGCGCUCGCCUACCUCCUCAUGUUCCUCGGCAUGCUCACGCUCAACCUCACCUGGUCGAUCGUCGCGGACGUCGUCCUGUACGUUGUCAUCCCACCGCGACGUUCUACGGCAGAAGCUUUCCAAAUUCUUAUAUCACAUAUGCUUGGGGAUGCUGGUAGUCCCUAUUUAGUAGGAGUGAUAUCUGAGAGUUUGAAGAAAUCAUUAGGUUCAGGACACAUGGAGACACCAAGCCAGAGUGUACAGUUUAGAGCAUUACAAUAUGCACUUUUUGUAACCUGUUUCGUCGAAGUUUUAGGAGGAGCGUUAUUUUUGAUGACAUCAAAGUACAUAGUCAGAGAUAAACAGAAAGUGGACAGAGCAAUUGCCGAUUCGGAAGCACGAAAUAGCGAGCCCUCACACAUUCAAGCCCAUGAAGAGAAUGUGGUUGGUGAAUAG